Meloidogyne enterolobii is the source of this 501-nucleotide messenger RNA. NCBI's taxonomy places the organism in Eukaryota, Metazoa, Nematoda, Chromadorea, Rhabditida, Meloidogynidae. The record is from the annotation of a GenBank genome assembly.
AUGGGGAGAGGCUAUUAUUGGGCUCCAGAUGUUUACGCUAGAUGGCUUGACGUCAACAUUUGCGAUUGCGGAACUAGCAACUUUUACACCACAAAAAUUCGAUGGAUCGAAGUGCCAAUGAUGUCGGAAAGUGACAAGACGGGAAUAAAAACUGCUCGUUGGUUUGGUGGAAUUCUAACUUUGGGACUUUCCGAGCUUGUUGGUGCUGCAGUCGUCGGUGGUUUCCAUGAUCACACUCAUGAAUGUGUUGAGAUUGAUUUUAAAUGUAAUUACUGUGAAAAGACAUUCAAACGAACUUAUGAGAUUAUCGAUGCUGACACAGGCAACAGUGCUCUCUGGGGAUACUAUCGAAAAGAAUAUCAAUGUGAACGCUCAUGCUCCACUCGUCGUUCAUUUGACUUUGUUGAAAGCAAAUAUCGCGAGAUGUGGGCCAACUAUUCUAUUUCUGGCGGACUUCACUGUAAGGAGUGGAGCAAGGACUUUUAUUGGAAGAUCAAUUAA